Messenger RNA from Sinocyclocheilus rhinocerous, 1587 nucleotides. Its product is annotated as major facilitator superfamily domain-containing protein 4B-like. Gene Ontology annotation, molecular function: D-glucose transmembrane transporter activity. The transcript has 10 exons. The record is from RefSeq and is a predicted model, not a curated record. The coding region runs from base 1 to 1587 and encodes 528 amino acids. NCBI's taxonomy places the organism in Eukaryota, Metazoa, Chordata, Actinopteri, Cypriniformes, Cyprinidae.
AUGUUAAUUGAAGAGCGUAUAUUAACACUUUUCAGAAGGAACUGUCAACAUACACUGACAUACUGGAGUGUGUUCUUCAGCUUUGGACUGAGCAUAGCCUUUCUGGGGCCAACGAUCCUAGAUCUGAAAUGCCAGACUGGCUCCACAUUACAGGAGAUCACCUGGGUGUUCUUCUCCCAGCAGCUCUGCCUGCUCAUCGGCAGCUCGAUUGGAGGAGCUUUCACAAAAACGUUGUUCUGGGCCCUCAUCGCUCUCUUCCUCUCCUCCCUCAUCAUCUCUGUGGUUUUUGCUAUCAUCCCACUUUGCUAUAAUGUGCUGUUGCUGGCGGUUGCUAUGGCAGUGUCAGGCCUGGCGAUGGGCAUCAUCGACACUAUUGCAAACAUCCAACUGGUGUCCAUUUAUAAGAAAGACUCUGCUAUCUUUCUACAGGCACUGCACUUCUUCAUUGGGCUCGGUGCUCUGGUGAGCCCCCUGAUUGCAGACCCUUUCAUAUCAGAGCACUGCCUGGGCAGUAAUAGCACAGAAAAUGCCACAGAGAUAAUUCACCACUUCAGAUCCAGCUUCAGGUCACCUGUAAUCCUCGCUGAGAAUUCCCCGCACUCAGAGCCGGUGGAGGAGAAGGCCAACGUGGCGUACGCCUUCUGGAUCAUGGCUCUCAUUAAUUUACCCGUGCCGAUUGUGGUUUUUGUGCUGAUGUACCAAGAGAAGCUGCUCCCCUUCUGCCCAAAUAGCACACCACGUCUGCUGGACAAAGAUGAGCUGGCCAUGGAGACUAAAGCACCAGAAGGCACAGAAAUAUCUGAACCAGACGAUGCAGGUUUUCAUCAUGGAGGACAUGGAAACAUCUUCAGCUGCUGUAUGAAUGGUAGCCUGCGUGGGUUACCGGUCACGUUUUUUGGUAUCCACAUCUUAGGCGGUUUGGUGUUAUUCAUGACGGAAGGUAUUAUGGGGGUCUACGCCGGAUUUGUUUACACGUAUGCUGUUUCAGCUCCCAUGUCUCUGCACGCUAAAAUGGCAGCAUACCUGAACUGUAUCUUCUGGGCAGCUGUUACUGCUGGACGACUGGUGUCCAUCCCGCUGUCAUACCGAUUCAGAUCUGUGCAUCUGCUCGUCGUGAACCUGGCUGGUGUGAUUGUAACAUUGCUGCUGUUACUGAUCCUCUACACAAACAGAGUGUUUCUGUUUGUUGGGACGACCUUGCUUGGGCUUUUCAUCAGCAGUGUUUUCCCCUGCCUAGUGGCCUACACCGAGGAUAUCCUAGAGUACCGCGGAUGUGCAACAACAGUCUUAGUGACAACUGCUGGAAUGGGUGAGAUGACGUUGCAGGUGUUGGUUGGAUCACUAAUUCAGAAAAAAGGCACUUACAGUUUUUUAGUGUGUGGUUUGGGCACUGGAUGCCUCGGUUUCGUCUUUUUUCUCAGCGUGAUCCUGUGCAACCGCAUCCACAGAAAUCUCACAGGAGCAUCUAAAAAAGCAGCCAUGGUGGAAGCGUCACCGGCACCUGCUCCACCUGCUUCAGAGAAAGCAGCUCCAGAACAGAAAGUUGCUGUAAAACAAACUGAAUCAAUUAAAUAUGACUCUGGAUGA